Molecule: messenger RNA, 1361 nt
Organism: Xyrauchen texanus (razorback sucker)
Lineage: Eukaryota; Metazoa; Chordata; Actinopteri; Cypriniformes; Catostomidae
Gene: tmem144a
Product: transmembrane protein 144a
Exons: 12
Coding region: 132-1307 (391 amino acids)
Biological process (GO): carbohydrate transmembrane transport
Cellular component (GO): membrane
Molecular function (GO): carbohydrate transmembrane transporter activity
Source: RefSeq, a predicted model, not a curated record
ACGGAAGUCGCGCUUAUUCAACGAGCAGCUUUUGCUCGCUGUAGCUUAGUCAAGUGAUCUUAUAAAAUUCGUUUUAAUACAGUAAUAGUCUAUCUGUUAAUUGUUUGAAUGCGUUUGCCGGUGUGUUGAAGAUGAAUUUUCGCGUGGCCGCGCUCAUCACUGCGGUCCUGUGCGCGCUUUCCUCCGGUGCCGCGCAACACCUGGACACAGAGUGGCUGUCAGAUGGUCCACACGUGCCGGUGCGGCUUCUGCAAGAAUCCAACAGCACGACCAACUCGUCUGAACUGACUUAUGGGUUCAUAUCAUGCGCUGUGUCCGUCCUCUUCUACGGGAGCAACUUCGUGCCAGUGAAAAAGAUAGACACUGGUGAUGGUAUGUUUUUCCAGUGGAUUCUCUGUGCUGCUAUAUGGACAGUCUCCCUUGUGGUAAACAUAAUUCUGAACAGUCCAAAAUUCUGGCCUCUUGCUAUGCUGGGUGGAGCCAUCUGGGCUACUGGUAAUGUAACUGUAGUUCCUAUCUUAAAGACCAUCGGGCUUGGCCUUGGUCUUCUUAUAUGGGCAUCGUUUAAUCUGCUCAUGGGCUGGGCAAGCUCACGGUUUGGCUGGUUUGGUAUUGAAGCUGAGACUGUUUCCAAACCAAUACUGAACUCCUGUGGAGCAGGGCUAUGUUUACUUAGUGCCUUUGUUUUUUUCUUUGUGAAGAGUGAUGUUCAAAGAUCAUCAACAUCUGAAGAAACACCAUUACUAAUAGACCAUACUGUGAACUCAGACACUGUGGGCACAACAGAUGAUUCCUGGGUAGAUGCAUUAAGACCACGCACCAAACGCAUUGUUGGAUCACUGCUUGCUGUUGUUGCUGGACUGCUGUACGGGUCAUCAUUUGUCCCAGUUCUGUACAUUAAAAAUCAUGCAGCCAAUCCAGACAGCCAAUAUAGAGGGGCUAGCGAGUUUGAUCUGGAUUAUGUCUUUGCACAGUAUAGUGGCAUCUUUCUCACUAGUACUGUGUAUUUCCUCCUGUACUGUGCUGUCAAAAAGAACAAACCACAAGUUUUCUCUAAAGCGGUAUUGCCAGGGUUCCUGUCUGGCAUCAUGUGGGGUGUGGCCACAUGCUGCUGGUUCCUGGCCAACCACUAUCUCAGUGCUGUAGUGAGCUUCCCUAUUAUCACUACAGGUCCUGGACUGAUUGCAACUCUCUGGGGCAUUUUGGUUUUCAAGGAAGUGAAGGGUUUGCAAAAUUACAUUGUCCUCAUCUUCGCUUUCUGUCUUGUUCUAUGUGGGGCAUUAUUGACUGCAUUUUCGAAGGUUUAAUUGAUUUGUAAACAAGAGCAAGAAAUGCUCGAAACAAGAAUCAUUACAAUCAUG